Molecule: messenger RNA, 716 nt
Organism: Phacochoerus africanus (Common warthog)
Lineage: Eukaryota; Metazoa; Chordata; Mammalia; Artiodactyla; Suidae
Product: 60S ribosomal protein L27a-like
Exons: 1
Coding region: 191-586 (131 amino acids)
Cellular component (GO): cytosolic large ribosomal subunit
Molecular function (GO): structural constituent of ribosome
Source: RefSeq, a predicted model, not a curated record
CUGUAGAUUGGCUUUGGUAGUAUAGUCGUUUUGACAAUAUUGAUUCUUCUAACCCAAGACCCUGGUAUAUCUUUCCACAUGUUUGUGUCAACUUUGAUUUCUUUCAGCCUAUUUAAGAAGGAUAGGUGUUAGCUCUUCUCUAAAUGUUUGAUAGAAUUUGCCUGUGAACUCUUCCAUUGUGGUCACUGACAUGCCCUCCAGACUAAGGAAGACCCAAAAACUUUGGGGCCACAUGAGCCAAAGCCAUGGCCACAUUGGCAAACACUGGAAGCACUCAGGAGGUCAGGGUAAUGCGGGUGCCAUGCAUCACCACAAGAUCAUCUUUGAUAAAUACCACCUGGGAUACUUUGGGAAAGUUGUUCUGAGGCAUUACAACUUGAAGAGGAACCAGAACUUCUGCCCAGCUGUCAACCUCGAUAAACUGUGGAUCUUGGUCAGUGAGCAGACGUGGGUAAAUGCUGCAAAGAACAAGACUAGAGCUGCUCCUGUCAUUGAUGUGGUGCAGUCAGGUUACCACAAAGUUCUUGGGAAGGGAAAGCUCCCAGAGCAGCUUCUCACUGUGAAGGUCAAAUUUUUCAGCAGAUGAGCUGAAGAGAAGAUUAAGGGGAUGUGUGGGGCCUGUGUCCUGGUAGCUUGAAACCAAAUGGUGGGAAAUUCAUUAAAUGCUGACAAGUGCUUUUCUCGGGGAAAAAAAAAAAUUGCCUGGACUUUAUUUU